AUGGCAUUAAACGUUCUCGGUCUGGUGGUGAUGGCGGCGUUCUAUCUGCUAAUCCUGGGAACGGGCAUCUAUGCAUCCGUGCGCUCCAGGAAGGAGGAGAAAAAGUGGUUGGGAGACGGAAUAGAGAUCACGCUACUGGCUGGACGUAAAAUCAACUUGCUAGUGGGCGUAUUCACUCUUACAGCCACGUGGGUAGGAGGAGGCUUUAUCCUUGGUAUCGCUGAAGCAACAUACAACCCGACAUUAGGAGCUGUGUGGGCUCUCAUGCCAGUGCCGUAUGUCCUUACGUUCUUCUUAGGUGGCUUUUUCUUUGCAAAGCCCAUGAGAGAAAACAAGUAUGUGACAAUGAUGGAUCCUUUUCAGCAGAAGUACGGUAACAUGCUGGCCACUGCUCUGAUUUUUCCGGCACUAGUUGCUGAUGUGCUAUGGGUGGCGCGCACACUCGUCAGCCUGGGUGGAACUAUGAGUGUGAUCCUGGACCUCUCUUACAUCUACUCCAUCAUCAUCUCUUCGGGGGUGGCCAUUGUCUACACUCUCCUAGGGGGGCUCUACUCUGUGGCUUACACGGAUGUCAUCCAGCUCACCCUGAUAUUUGUCAGCCUGUGGGUGUGUGUCCCUUUCCUAUUGACCAACCCGCACUCUUUGGACAUUUCACUGACGGCCUACAAUCAGGGCUACCAGGCUCCUUGGAUUGGCAAGGUGGAGUAUAAUGAAGCCGGCAAGUGGUUUGACGACUUCAUGGUGCUGGCUUUGGGUGGUUUGGCUUACCAAGCGUUCUACCAAAGGAUACUGGCUGCCUCAUCUUACACCCAGGCUCAAAUGACCUGUUUUAUUUCAUCUGCCUUUUGCCUGGUGCUGGGUGUCCCCUCUAUAUUGUUUGGAGCGGUUGCCGCAUCUACUGACUGGAACUCAACAGGCUAUGGACUACCAACUCCAUAUCAGCGUGGCGAGGCAGGUUCCGUCCUCCCCAUUUCCCUGCAGUACCUCACUCCCACCUAUGUGUCCAUCAUUGGUAUUGGAGCUGUGGCUGCUGCUGUCAUGUCCUCCAUGGACUCUGCCCUGCUGUCCUCUGCGUCAUUGUUCUCCUCCAACAUCUACAAGAACAUUCUCAGAAAGCAGGCAUCAGAUCGUGAGAUGCGGUGGGUUAUUCGUAUCUCGGUGGUGGCUGUGGGUCUGGCUGGUACUGGCCUCACCUUCCUGGACAACAGUGUUCUGGUCUUCUGGCUUGUGGGUGUGGACAUGUCCUACACCAUCAUGUUCCCUCAGCUGGUUUGCAUCCUCUUCUUCAAGGUGUCCAAUGGCUACGGUGCUAGUUUAGGCUUCUUACUGGGAAUCACUAUGAGAGUUCUAAGUGGAGAGCCACUCAUCGGCUUGCCGCCGGUCAUCUUCUACCCCGGCAUACGGAAAAAUGCAGAGGGAACACUUACCCAAUACUUCCCCUUCCGCACUACUAUCAUGGUCACCUCGCUGCUAUCCAUCCUGCUGUUCUCCUGGCUGAUGAAUGUCAUUUUUGACAAAGGCUUGUUGUCUGAGAAGUGGGAUUUUUUUAAGAUCAAAAGCCAGCAGAACAUCCCAGAAGACAAGAGGACCCGUGGAAACAAAGUAAAGGUAUCCAUGUUCAAGCAACUACUGGACACCACAAGCGGCAGACGGGCCUAAGACGUAAAAACAUGGGUCCGGACAGGAGGCAGACAUGCUCAUCUGCUCAACAGGAGUUAACAGUCUUGACGUGAGAAACGAGUCGGUAUAGAAACACUGAAUUUGUGUCACGCUGUACAGACCAACAUGUCCUCUGAGCACUCUAACCUAGCUUCUAGAAAAAUUAAUGAUCAAAGUUGUCAACGUCUUUGUAUAUGAACAAUCCAUGAACGCAUAAAAUGUGAUGUGACUGAUUCAAAACACUGAAAAAAAAGAUGAGCCUUGUUAUAAUCGUAUCACACAGACUUGGUUGGCUCAGCCAUUUAAAUUAUUUUCCAUUUGGAAACGAAAGUGCUAUCUCCCCGUUUCAUGUUCCUGCUUUGGUCAUGUUCCAGUUUUCCUUGCGUGAAUUAAUAUUGGUGUAUUUGUCAUCCGUAUUGUGUGUUCAAGUUAGAUACCCUGGUAUCUUGUGUAAAACAGCACCAAAAGUCACAGCGAUAGUCCAGGUAAUGUAGGUAAAAAAGCCUGUAGCUCAUUACCUAGCAUAUUUUAGCACAGCUGCUGCAGGAAGAGGACAAAACUUUAUUCCCUCAUUGACGACAUCACAACUCUCAUCAAACCGUUUUCCAAGUAUUGUAUUCUUCCGCUAUCCUUCCUGUCAAUUUGGUGCUGUCCUACCGAGCAUUUUCUUUGCACCUGGACUCACUUGUUAAGAGGGCCUUGUGUUUUGCCACAUGAGGAUCCAGCCUUUGAGUCUGCAUUUUACGUUCCUUUCUGCCAAAGUAUUGAUCCAUGAAAUUAAAGGAGUUUGUUAAUGGAGAUAUGCACCAAUUUGUAAAAUACAGGAAUGAGAGAAA
Nerophis ophidion (straightnose pipefish) is the source of this 2495-nucleotide messenger RNA. Its product is annotated as high affinity choline transporter 1-like. Lineage: Eukaryota; Metazoa; Chordata; Actinopteri; Syngnathiformes; Syngnathidae. The coding region runs from base 1 to 1659 and encodes 552 amino acids. Gene Ontology annotation, molecular function: choline:sodium symporter activity. Gene Ontology annotation, cellular component: plasma membrane. The record is from RefSeq and is a predicted model, not a curated record. The transcript has 8 exons. Gene Ontology annotation, biological process: acetylcholine biosynthetic process; transmembrane transport; choline transport.